Messenger RNA from Grus americana (Whooping crane), 1938 nucleotides. RefSeq names its product lymphatic vessel endothelial hyaluronan receptor 1 (gene LYVE1). The record is from RefSeq and is a predicted model, not a curated record. NCBI's taxonomy places the organism in Eukaryota, Metazoa, Chordata, Aves, Gruiformes, Gruidae. Gene Ontology annotation, molecular function: hyaluronic acid binding; transmembrane signaling receptor activity. The transcript is spliced from 6 exons. Bases 189 to 1136 code for a protein of 315 amino acids. Gene Ontology annotation, biological process: cell adhesion. Gene Ontology annotation, cellular component: plasma membrane.
GACCUCACCUUUGAGUGGGACAGUCAACACAUUUGCUCUGACAUUCUUUCUAUGAAGCAGUGCAGUGACAGCUGAAGUUGCUUUCAAGAAGUCAUCUCAAAGGUGGUCUGACAGUAUCCAAUGCCUUAACUUUUCUUAGUACAGGAGACAAAUCACCUUGAAUUUCUUAAUUUUCUGAGCUGGCGACAAUGGCAACUUAUUUUGGAGUUACCUCAGCAGUAUUUUCCAUCUGGGUUAUGACAUUCAUGGCUCAAAAUUACUUUAUAACAGGUUCCAUUCUUUCACCUUGCAGGAUCACAGGUGUAGGAAUUUAUCUUGAAGAGAAAGUGAAUUUCUCAGAAGCAAGUAAUGCAUGUAAUCAACUGAAUCUACAAUUGGCAAGUAAAGACCAAGUUGAAAAGGCUUUGAAACAUGGCUUUGAAACAUGCAGCUAUGGAUGGGUGAAAGACAGAUUCGUUGUCAUUCCUCGGAUAACAUCCAACAAGAAAUGUGGUAAGGGCAACAUUGGACUAGUGGAAUGGCAUGCUGAACACUUUAAAACAUUUAAGGUUUACUGCUUCAAUUCCUCAGAUGUUCAGAUUAAUUCGUGUAAACCGGAUCCAACUACAACCAUACUACCUUCAUCAAGUGCACCAACGGACUUAACUGCAUAUUCAGGCUCUGAUUUGACCGAGAACAUCACAGCAGUGCCCAAUGUGACUGAGUCAGAACAAUCCCUGAAAAAUAUAAAAUUCCGUGUAAUAUGUAUAACUGAAACUAUAUUACCAACAGAGGGGACUACUACAAAAAUGCCAGAGGAAUACUCAUUGACUGACUCUUCUAGAAACACUUCCCAAGCUGCCUUUAAGAACGAUGCCAUUGUCUUUGGAGGUAUCCCCACUGCACUUCUUGUACUGGCAGUCAUCUUCUUCAUUAUUUCAGUUGUUCUAGCCAUCUGCUAUAUCAAAAAGUACAAGAAAACUUUCCCAUUUUCAAACAAGAAUCAGCAAAAAGAAAUGGUUGAAACUACUGCCCUCAAAGAGGCUAAGUCAAAUGACAAAACACAGGAGAAGGAAACAAAGAAUAAUGGAAAAAAGGUAGAAGAGUCUCAAACCAAACCUGAGGCCACAGUAAAAUGUCUAGAAGCAGAAGUUUAAGGGGAAGAAAGUACACUUGGUGGAAAUAUAAAACAAAGCACACAGAACUUAGCAAUGCUUUUGAACAUGGGUGAUUGUAAAUACUCAUGAAUGAAUAUUUUCUCUAUCUUAACAUAAGAAAACUUGUUUUUUAAUAAUUACAUCUUUAACUAUAAAUGCUCUUGCAGAACAUCAUGUAUCUUAUUUACAUGAAAUAAAAUCCAUAUUACAGCUCAUUUUUCAUCUUUAUUAAAGAAGUAAUUAGGAAUAUGCUAUUAAAGACAUGCAGUGUGUUAACUAUUGGCAUGGAAAUUCAGAUCAGUAUAUAAUAAAAAGGUUUCUUUCGUCUGGCUGGAGGAUGUCUGCUAACUUCAUGUCUAAAAUAAAAUGAUGAUAGUGUAGCUCUUCCUCAUGUAGAUUAGCUUAUUUCCAUUAAGUAGUUGCAUACAGUUUAAAAAAAAAAAGUCUGUUUACAAACAGAAGAAAUAAGUAUGUUUACAAGUGAGUAAAAAAUCAAAAGAUCAACCCACUGUCAUUCAGAUACCCAAGGAAGGGUACAAACAUGCUGAUGUUUAUAUAUACACAGCAAUUAAUAACUUUCUUUGAAGAUAUCUUCAUCAUAUCAUAAUUUACUGUUUUAUUUAUUAAAACCUGUAUCAUUUUUCUGCAUCAGAUAUUUGACAGGGGAAAAAAAAUCUUGAACUGUAUCUCAACAGUUGUAUUUAAGAUCUUUUGUGUAUAUUUAAGUGUGGCUUUCAUAAUAAAGAUCUCAAGUGGUAUGGGACUUUACAGUACUUUGUAAAAAAAUAAAGUAUGGUAGAUA